Molecule: messenger RNA, 423 nt
Organism: Camellia sinensis
Lineage: Eukaryota; Viridiplantae; Streptophyta; Magnoliopsida; Ericales; Theaceae
Source: RefSeq, a predicted model, not a curated record
UUCCCUAGCCUACCUUGAAAAAAAGAGAGAAAAUUAUCUUCUACCUCUAAUAGCAUACAGGGAUGUUCCUAACUUAAAUUUUCCCAAACAGAAAUUGGUUGUGGGCAGGCCCCAAAAUGGGUGCAAUCAGAAGAGCGACGACGAACAUGAUCCUCAGAGAUAUCUUCCGUCCUUCCCUCAGAUCACUGUCACUGUCCUUGGGAUCUGCCCGCAUGUUCCGAACCUCGCUGCCGAGCUUGAGUGCGCCCCUCCGCCUCAUGUGCCGGAGUAUCGGCUCCUGCCCCGUCCGUUGCGCCGCCCUGGAUUCCGGCGACGGCGGCAAGAAGGCUCCGGCACGGCUGUCUCAGAUUCAGCAACUCAUGCUGGAUGCCGAAGAGAGAGCUGCUUCUGCCGGCAACGAACCGAUUCCCAAAAUCAAAUUAG